Molecule: messenger RNA, 713 nt
Organism: Spodoptera littoralis (African cotton leafworm)
Lineage: Eukaryota; Metazoa; Arthropoda; Insecta; Lepidoptera; Noctuidae
Source: the annotation of a GenBank genome assembly
CGAAUUUGAGUUAUUAGAUCUUUCUUCACGGUGUUUUCUAAAUAUUUUGGUGUAAAAUGGCUUCAAAAGUAGCUGUCGUAACAGGAGCUAAUAAAGGCAUUGGAUUUGCGAUAGUACGUGGCCUUUGCAAGCGUUUUGAUGGUGUAGUUUACCUUACUUCACGAAAUAUUGAGCGCGGUAAAAAAGCCGUAGCUGACCUUGAGAAGGAAGGAUUAAAACCGAAUUAUCACCAACUGGAUAUUACAGACAACAAAAGUUUGGAAGUAUUUAGAGACUACAUUAAGAACAAAUACGGCGGAAUUGAUGUAUUGGUAAAUAACGCUGCUAUUGCAUUUAAACAUAAUGCUACUGAGCCGGCAGCCGUGCAAGCUAAGGAAACUUUAUUCGUUAACUACUUUUCUCUGGUUUCCACAUGUGAUAUCUUAUUCCCAAUCCUCAAAAAUGGUGCUCGAGUUAUUAAUCUGUCGAGUUCUUGCGGUCAACUAGGUCUUAUUCCAAGUAAAGAGUUAAAAGAGCGUCUUAAAGAUGAGAAAUUAACUGUUCCGGAGUUGUCAGACCUGAUGCAACAGUAUGUGGAUGCUGCUCAGCAAGGAACACAGGCUGCUGCGUGGGGGAACUCUUCAUAUGUGGUGUCUAAAGUUGGUGUGUCUGCACUGACUAAUAUACAACAGAGAAUGCUGGAGAGCAGAGAACUAUCUACCAUGAAUCAGUGA